Messenger RNA from Melanotaenia boesemani (Boeseman's rainbowfish), 978 nucleotides. It is a transcript of the gene timm22, whose product is annotated as translocase of inner mitochondrial membrane 22 homolog (yeast). The coding region runs from base 35 to 640 and encodes 201 amino acids. Lineage: Eukaryota; Metazoa; Chordata; Actinopteri; Atheriniformes; Melanotaeniidae. The transcript has 4 exons. Gene Ontology annotation, cellular component: TIM22 mitochondrial import inner membrane insertion complex. The record is from RefSeq and is a predicted model, not a curated record. Gene Ontology annotation, molecular function: transmembrane protein transporter activity. Gene Ontology annotation, biological process: protein insertion into mitochondrial inner membrane.
ACUACAUUUACCUAAAGCAGUGUCAUUGAGAAACAUGGCCGCUUCCACGGGUGCUGCAAGCUCAGCUGUCUCCGACCCGCAAGGUCCAGCUUCGGCGGGUUCGAGUAUGGACAGCCCUACCAUUCAGUACAGUACGGUUCUGGAGCAUCUCAUUGGGGACAAGAGGCCCAUAAAGGACCUGAACCCCGGCGUUAUGGGGGGGCUGCCGGUGCCUCCAAAGAGUGACGAACAGAAAAUGAUAGAGAGGGGAAUGGAGAGCUGCGCCUUCAAGUCCAUCCUGGCCUGUGUGGGAGGGUUUGUCCUUGGAGGAGCUUUUGGUGUUUUCACAGCUGGUAUCGAUACCAAUGUUGGCUUUGACCCUAAAGACCCUUUGAGAACUCCAACAGCACGGGAAGUCCUUAAAGACAUGGGUCAAAGAGGGAUGUCUUAUGCCAAGAACUUUGCCAUUGUGGGGGCCAUGUUCUCCUGUACAGAGUGCAUCAUAGAAUCACAUAGAGGCAAAUCUGACUGGAAGAACGCAGUGUACAGUGGUUGUGUAACUGGAGGAGCCAUUGGGUUUCGUGCUGGUCUGAAAGCUGGGGUUCUGGGAUGUGGAGGCUUUGCUGCAUUCUCUGCUGCAAUUGAAUACUACCUUCGUUGAACCACUGAGGAGAGUGGCUCAAAGACUAGAACUUGCUGCACAUGUGGACUCUCGCUGGGAGAAAAGCAGUACACCAAUUGUUAUAAAAGUGACGCCACAGUGGACUGAAGAAGACUUCUGGUUAUUUUCCUUUGUCAUGUGGAGCUGAAGCCAACCUAAUGUGCAGAAUCUCCAGCUGAUGAGCAGAGUGGGCCUGCUUCUGGUUCAGUGAGAAGCUGAAAUCUUCGCUUUAAGUCAUGAUCAUCUCGGCUCAGAGACACUUCAUGUUUUAGAUCAUGGUUAUGAUUUGUCAGUAAAUAAUUCAUCAAUGAUUAUUUAUAUUAAAAAUUUUUUGUUAA